Messenger RNA from Phyllotreta striolata, 904 nucleotides. The record is from the annotation of a GenBank genome assembly. NCBI's taxonomy places the organism in Eukaryota, Metazoa, Arthropoda, Insecta, Coleoptera, Chrysomelidae.
GUUUUCUGCAAUAUAUUACAUUUUCACGUUAAAUUAUCCAGUGAAAUCUAGGGAAAUAGCCAAUUCGGCAAUGAGCGAAGAAAAAAAAGGCAACGCUUUAUACAUACAAUUACCAUCGAAAUCAUCGUCGGAAAAUUCGAACCGCGUCCUCCAACACCCGUACAUUUACGCGCCCUGCUCCAAGUGCAGCAAAACCCACUUCCAACAAUACGCCGUGGUGAAGGGUUUCAUGCUGAAGUUCGUCGACCAGUUGCGCUCGUUACAAUCGAAAAGCCAGCUGGACUCCGAGGAGUCGCAGUUAUUCCUAAAGUGCGUCGAAUUGGAAUCGGACUGUUCAAUGUCGUGCGAUACGAGCCAUCAGGAUAUUUGCUCGUUGAAAACCUUGUCCACCAAUAAAUGCAAAGAAUCCGAUAGUGACUUUCACAUGCCCUUCAAAAGACACAACGGUUUGGAUCCCUCCGAUCUCAUCAUCUCCCGGCACAAGUCCACGCAAUGCUGCGUCAAGUGCUUGGACACGCAGGAACUGUGUCCCAAAUGCUCGGGGCUGAUGGACAACAGCAACAGCAAAGAAAAGAUAGACGCGGAUGCUUUAGUUAAAAUCACCGGGUUGUUUCAAGAUACCGAAGAAAUCUCUACAUCAUCUCAAGACAAAGCUUGCUCGGCGAAUCCUUCUUCUAGGGACAUCGCCUGCGAUUCCAUCACCACCGAACCACGCAAUCAACUCGGACCCUACAACCAGGUCCCUUACAGCACACAUACAAAAACACAAUCUGGCGCUGCUCUCCAGCAGCAAAAGAGCAGCAACAUCUACGACAAGGUGGCCAAUAGGACUAAUUGCUUGGUAUGCGGAAUGACUUUGUUUUAACAUGCAAAAUCAAACAAUUCUAUUCAUGGGAAAAUGUCG